Molecule: messenger RNA, 561 nt
Organism: Mya arenaria
Lineage: Eukaryota; Metazoa; Mollusca; Bivalvia; Myida; Myidae
Product: long-chain-fatty-acid--CoA ligase-like
Exons: 3
Coding region: 280-561 (93 amino acids)
Molecular function (GO): CoA-ligase activity
Source: RefSeq, a predicted model, not a curated record
GUGGAAAGCUUUAAUCAGUUAUUGAAUUGCCACUGACAAUUAAUGUUCAGAAACAAUACUUGGAUUGGGUGCCGUAUUUGAAUACCAAUAUAUGAAAUAUCGUAUUGUGAGCUAAAAGCUAGGCUGUGAUCAGACUUGUGUCAUCGUACAUCUUCACAAUAUCCCACGUAUUUGCCGUCAUGUCGGAAAAGCCGCCACUCCGCCUAGAAGACAUUCCUGUGACAAACAUGACCGCAUACCUGCUUGACGAAAAUCCGGCACUAUGGGGACAAGGUUGCCAUGGUCGAUGCCACAACCGAGAAAACCACGACAUAUUCGGAGCUAGUCACGCGCAUUGAACGGGCAGCUUCCGGUCUGCAGGCGAUAGGUGUGAUGAAAGAUGACGACAUCGGCGUGUUGUCACCGAAUCAUCCUGACUAUCUGGUCACGUUCUACGCAUGCGCACUGGUGGGAGCCACACUCCAACCAAUCAGCCCGAUGUAUACCAAGGACGACUUGGCCAAAGUUCUCCGAGACUGCAACACCAAGUUCCUGUUUACCGUGUCUGCUCUUUUGCCCUAA